AUGGCGAGAGUGCUCAACAACUUGCUUCUGUUUACAAUCAGACUCACGCUGAAGAUCCGAGUUUUAGGGUAUUGGUCGUUGAUAUACGGUUAUUGUGCCCUCUGCACUGCCGUAGCGCUGCUGAAACUUUGGUGGAGCAUCAUUUUAAGGCCGUCAGCCACCUUUCAGUGGGGAAUUCGCGAAACUCCCCCUGCUUGCUUGAAUGACACGUCCUUGGGAACCCACUGUUACGUUAGAAUAAAGGAGUCUGGUCUGAGGUUUCACUAUGUCGCUGCUGGAGAGAGAGGGAAACCGCUCAUGCUGUUUUUGCAUGGCUUCCCAGAGUUCUGGUUUUCCUGGCGCCACCAGCUGCGUGAGUUUAAGAGUGAGUUCCGUGUGGUGGCCAUUGACAUGCGAGGCUACGGGGAGUCCGACUUGCCGUCAUCCACAGAGAGCUACCGCUUUGAUUACCUGGUCACAGACGUCAAGGACAUUGUGGAAUACCUAGGUUACAACAGAUGUCACCUGGUCGGCCAUGAUUGGGGAGGAACCAUCGCCUGGCUGUUCGCCAUCCACUACCCCGAGAUGGUCACCAAACUCAUCGUCCUGAACUGCCCCCAUCCAUCUGUCUUCAGUGAUUAUGCCCUGCGUCAUCCCAGUCAGCUGCUCAAGUCCAGCUACUUCUUCUUCUUCCAGCUGUCUCGCUUCCCAGAGCUCAUGCUCUCCAUCAAUGAUUUCAAGGCACUGAAGGGUCUGUUCACCAGCCGUAGUACAGGGAUUGGGAGGAAGGGUCGAUGGCUCACUGCAGAGGACAUGGAGGCCUAUCUCUACGCCUUCUCCCAGCCAGGGGCCCUCACCGGGGCCCUCAACUACUACAGGAAUGUCUUCAGUUCCCUCCCACUCAGCCAGAAUGAUGUCAUGUCCCCGGUGUUGUUGUUGUGGAGUGAGAGAGAUGCCUUCCUGGAGCAGGAGAUGGCUGAGGCGUGCCGUGUCUACAUCAGGAAUCACUUCCGACUCAACAUCAUCUCCGGGGCCAGCCACUGGCUACAGCAGGACCAGCCUGACAUCGUCAACACACUCAUAUGGACCUUCCUCAAAGAGGGAGAGGGCCGCAAAACCUACAGGAACUGAAUCUAGCUAGGUCUA
Messenger RNA from Salvelinus namaycush (lake trout), 1125 nucleotides. RefSeq names its product epoxide hydrolase 4-like. Bases 1 to 1110 code for a protein of 369 amino acids. The transcript has 7 exons. The record is from RefSeq and is a predicted model, not a curated record. Lineage: Eukaryota; Metazoa; Chordata; Actinopteri; Salmoniformes; Salmonidae. Gene Ontology annotation, molecular function: hydrolase activity.